Messenger RNA from Rhodotorula toruloides NP11, 1029 nucleotides. RefSeq names its product cation-dependent mannose-6-phosphate receptor. The coding region runs from base 1 to 1029 and encodes 342 amino acids. Gene Ontology annotation, molecular function: D-mannose binding; signaling receptor activity. The record is from RefSeq and is a predicted model, not a curated record. NCBI's taxonomy places the organism in Eukaryota, Fungi, Basidiomycota, Microbotryomycetes, Sporidiobolales, Sporidiobolaceae. The transcript has 8 exons. Gene Ontology annotation, biological process: lysosomal transport.
AUGCGCUCUCUCUCGCUCGCCUGCGCGCUUGCGGUCGCCGCAACUGGUGCACUCGCAGCAUCGUCGACUCCCUGCGUCCUUCAGGGCGCGAGCAUCGGCAAGUUUGACCUGCGCGGGUUAAGGACGAAGAAGCAGGACUAUGUCGCGACGAACCCGGAUGGCGGCGCAAUCAGCCUGAACUUCUGCGGCGCAGUGUCGGAUCAGGCUUCACCUGCAGAGGCUGCGCAAGGUUACGGAGCGUACAUCGAGGACACUCGCGGCGGUAUCUCCCUUGGCGAGUACUCGACGACCCCCGCGUACCACAACGGCCAGCUCUCGCUCACGUACAAGAACGGCGCCGCAUGCCCCAACUCGAAUGCUCGCCGCUCGUCGCUCAUCUAUCUCCAGUGCGACCAGUCGUGGACUUCUGGCAACAAGCUCGACCUGAUCGACUCGGUCGAUGAUUGCGUGUACUUCUUCACGAUGAAGACGCCUUACGCGUGCUCGCAGUCCGGCGGUUUCUUCAGCGCUAUCUGGGGUGCGAUCGUCUUCCUGUUCUGGAUCGGCGUCGUUGUCGGAGGCGCCUUCUUCGUCUACACUCGCUUCUUCGCUAAGCGCGGCGGGCAGACGCUCGGCGGCUCGAGCGGCGGAGGAGCAGGCGAGGCUGUCUCGUUCGUCAAGGACAUGAUCAUCAUCGGUGGUGUCUGGCUCAUCGACGCCGCCCAGAACGUCUUCAACGCCGUCCGGUCCCGCCGUUCGCGCGCCUCGACCGACUACAACUACAACUACCAGCCCGCUCCCGCCUCCCCGCAGCACCGCCAGCAGUCCUCCGGCCAGCCUGACUACUCCUCGUCGGCAUGGCAGGCUCCCGCUCGUUCGGGACCGAACCCGCCCGCUCCGCCUGCGAAGAGUCCCCCUCCUCAGGCUCACAACCCCCUCGCGGGCGGUGGAAGCUUGUUGGAGGAUGACGAGGACGACGAGGAUGAGGAGGCGAAGUUGGCGAUGCCUGGAACGCGUGGGGCGAACGGGAGGAACGGAGACUUGGUUUAG